Molecule: messenger RNA, 1101 nt
Organism: Adineta steineri
Lineage: Eukaryota; Metazoa; Rotifera; Eurotatoria; Adinetida; Adinetidae
Source: the annotation of a GenBank genome assembly
AUGGGUUGUCGCCAAAGUAUUUUAUCUUCGCCUAAUCCAACUCCUGCUUCUUUAUCAUCUCUUUCAUCGGCAGAUUCAAUCGAACUCGAAGGAAUUUUAGUUGAAAUACCUAGCCAUUGUAGACAACCAUUGAUUAAUCUACCAGUGCAACAAUUUCUCAAUGUUUAUCAACAUCAUUUGGUGGGAAAGUAUUAUUUUGGACAAAACAAGUUUCUGCUUGCCAUUGCACAUGAAUUUCAAGCAAUGAGCCAACUGGGAGAUAUGAUGCCCAAUCAUAAAGAUCAUUUUAUCUUUGUUGACAUUUGCAAUAUAGUAUCAAGUUGUUUUCUAGAGCUUCAUGUUGUUGAAGGAGCUGUUCUAACCAGUCAAUGGGCUUUGAAUAUUACGGAAAAAUAUACACCAACAAAUUAUAAAACAAUCAGUUAUCAAUAUUCUCGAUUGGGUAUUGCUUAUCAAGCAAAGCAAGCAUGGAAAGAAGCUAGAUAUUAUUUAACAAAAGCUAUCGAUACAACACGUCUGACCAAUGAAAUAGAUGAAGAAUAUAUUCGUAAACUUGAAGCUGAUUUUGAUCUAAUAAAAAAUCGAAUCAUUGACAAUACGCAAGUAUCUAUGACAGUUCAUGAAAUUAAGCCUGAUCCUGGUGAAAAUAUGGAAGAUUUUUGUCGUCGAGCAAUAACUGAAAUGAUUGCUUGCAAUGCAGAACAUAGUACACUUGCUUUUUUUAAAAGUGAAUUUGAACGAUUGCCUAACAAGCAAACAGAAUCAGAAGUUAACGAUGAAAUACUUAAUGAAGUGUCACAAAACUUAGAGAAUUGUGUACGUGUUAGUGCAUUGGAUACUGAAGAAGUCAAUUUUAUUGCGGCUCAAUUUAAAAAUAUGUGUAUGAAAGCAAGUCCAUUAUUACCAGCAAUUAUUGAAGCGGCAUUAACAACGAUUAUUGAUCGAAUAAAAGAUGAAAACUUAGAUGCAGAUAAUGAACAGUUUACUUCAUUAAAACAAUCAGCAUUCAUAUUCUCAUAUACUGAUGAAAGUGAAAACUAUAAAAAAGGUGUACGAGUAUUUGAAAUAAGAAAAAAAAUAGAAUCAACUGAUGAACAGUAA